This is a messenger RNA of Hibiscus syriacus, 768 nucleotides long. RefSeq names its product PHD finger protein ALFIN-LIKE 1-like. The transcript has 5 exons. NCBI's taxonomy places the organism in Eukaryota, Viridiplantae, Streptophyta, Magnoliopsida, Malvales, Malvaceae. The record is from RefSeq and is a predicted model, not a curated record. Gene Ontology annotation, molecular function: transcription coregulator activity; histone binding; transcription cis-regulatory region binding. Gene Ontology annotation, biological process: regulation of DNA-templated transcription. The coding region runs from base 16 to 717 and encodes 233 amino acids. Gene Ontology annotation, cellular component: nucleus.
UUUGCUUUUGAGGCCAUGGAAAUGGCAGCUUCUGCUCGAACCGUUGAGGAAAUCGUCAAAGAUUACUCGGCUCGAAGAUCCGCCGUCCUUCGUGCUUUGAUUUUUGAUGUGGAUCAAUUUUAUGGACUCUGCGAUCCAGAAAAAGAAAAUUUAUGUCUAUAUGGACAUCCGAAUGAAAGCUGGGAAGUUACUCUUCCAGCGGAGGAAGUUCCACCCGAGCUGCCUGAACCAGCACUUGGUAUCAAUUUUGCUAGGGAUGGAAUGAACCGAAAAGACUGGUUGUCCUUGGUUGCAGUGCAUAGUGAUUCGUGGUUGAUUUCUGUGGCUUUCUAUCUUGCUGCUCGUCUUAACCGACACGAAAGGAAAAGCCUAUUUCGCAUGAUUAACGAUCUGCCCACGGUUUUUGAGGAAGUAAGUGAAAGGAAGCCUGUUAAAGACAAACCAAGUAUUGAAAGUGGGAGCAAAUCUCAGGGCACCACAAAGAGAUCAAGCGAUGGACAAGUGAAAAGCAAUCCCAAGACUGCUGAUGUUGAUUACGAGGACAAUGGAGACGAGAACGGUGAAACACAAUGCAGCUGCCGCAGCGGAAACUACAACGCGUGUGAGUUUUGGAUCGGGUGCGACGUUUGCGAGAGGUGGUUCCAUGGAAAAUGUGUUAAGAUAACACCUGCUAAAGCCGAGAACAUUGAGCAGUACAAAUGCCCGUCUUGCAGGUAGUGAUAGUGAAAAUGGUAAGAACAGGAUAUGAUCCAAUCUCAAUGACUGACA